This is a messenger RNA of Haliotis rufescens (red abalone), 2489 nucleotides long. Its product is annotated as b(0,+)-type amino acid transporter 1-like. Gene Ontology annotation, cellular component: membrane. The coding region runs from base 98 to 2320 and encodes 740 amino acids. Gene Ontology annotation, molecular function: L-amino acid transmembrane transporter activity. The transcript has 15 exons. NCBI's taxonomy places the organism in Eukaryota, Metazoa, Mollusca, Gastropoda, Lepetellida, Haliotidae. The record is from RefSeq and is a predicted model, not a curated record. Gene Ontology annotation, biological process: amino acid transmembrane transport.
ACAUAUUUGGUGACAAGUGACAUAGAAAGGUAUGAUAAAUGAUAAGGGACAAUGAGAUAAACGGCGAACCUAUCUCUCACACGCCACAUUCAUUAACAUGACCAGCUCUGGGGCCACCGUGAAACGUCGGGUGUCAUGGCGAGAACCAAACCGCUUGACAGACGUGUGGGUGACACCGGAGUCUGGGGAUGAGGGAGGGGCAGGCAAAGGUGGCCCAGGACACAAGCACGUGGAUUUUACCCUCAAACCUAACGCCCCUGCUGACGGAGGGGGUAGUGACCUGAAGGAAAUCGGCCUCAUCUACGGUGGCUCCCUGAUAGCGCAGACUCUUAUAGGUCCUGGUAUUUUCACCUCCCCCAAGGGCGUUCUGGAGGGGUCGGGCUCCAUCGCCAUGUCCCUGGUCAUCUGGGCGGCGUGUGGCGUCUUCAGCACGAUGGCUGCUCUGUGUUUUACGGAACUUCGCGAGUCUGUCCGGAAAGAGGGCGUGGAGUAUGCCUACAUCUCGGAAGCGUUCGGGCCUGUCACAGCCUUCGUCUACUGCUGGAUGCGCAUCGCAGCUGCAGAACCAGUCGGAACGGCUGUCUUCUGUGCCGCAUUCGCCGACUACACCGCCGACUUUAUCUACGACGGAUGUGGGCCCUCUGACAAGAUCCGAAAGUCUCUGGCAAUUCUUGCACUUGUUUCCCUGGCUCUGCUGAACGGCCUCAGCAACAAGCUUGCCUCGCAGGUGCAAAUUCUGGCGACUGUUGGGAAAGUGACGGCGUUGGCUGUUGUCAUCAUCCUCGGCAUCACCAGACUCUUCCAGGGUCAUUACACGAUCCUGCAGGGGGGCUUUGAGGGUACCACGGACAACCCGACAUCAAUUACCUUCGCCAUAUUCAACGGUCUCUGGGCGUACGGUGGCUGGUCCAACGUCAACCACGUGACUAGAGGUGUGAAGAAACCCCCAAGAAAUUUACCACGACUUGUGAAAUUCGUCAUACCACUGGUAAUGGUAAUCUACAUGCUCGUGGUGACGUCAUACUUCACGGUAAUGACGAAACACGAGAUGCUCUCAUCCGAGGCCAUAGCCGUGACAUGGGGUGAAAGGAUGCUUGGCAAAGCUUCUGCAAUUAUUCCCAUUGGGGUAGGGCUGACGGCACUGGGCAGUGCUAACGGUACAUUCCUGACAGCUGGGAGACUGUCUGGCGUCGCUCUGAAGGACGGCAACAUGCCGGAGUUCUCCUCCUGGGUACACGUGCGCAGCAAGACCAACAUCAUCACCCUCAUCAGCAGGGCGUUGAUCGCCAUCCUGAUGCUGAUGUUCGGCUCGCUGGCCGUCCUGGUUCGGUUCUUCGUCUUCACUGUCUGGUUGUUCCAUGGUCUGUCAAUCCUGGCACUCCUGGUCCUCAGAGUGAAAAACAAGGCAAAGUCAAGGCCCUAUAAGGUUAACAUCGCCAUCCCAAUCGUCGUCGUUGCCAUCAUCGCCUGUUUCUCCAUAGCGCCGUUUCUCCAGGCACCCAAGCCAGAGUUUAUCGUGUCCCUGGCUCUCGUUGUCUUCUCUCUGAUUCUCUACAUACCCAAGAAGUUCCUCAAAAUCAACGGUCAAUUUUCAGAGAAGUUUCAGAUAUACCUUCAGCUCAUCUUGCGGAUCGCUCCCCGACGAGCCUUGAAACGGUUGUCGAUAGCGCGGCGAAAGUCGAUAGUGAGAAGAGCGUCUCUCGCCCUGGCCAGACGCCACUCCAUGCUGAGGAUGGAGGAAGAGUCAGUACUCCGGAGGAGGACUAGUUUGGCCGUAAGGCGUGCCUCUGCGCCAACAAUCAGCAAACCAGCAGGGAUAAUCCGCCGGAGCCACACCUUCAGUGAAAUCCAGAGACCCCUGAGCAUUAUAGAGGAAAGGACACCCCGGGAGACCACGCCCCCAGACUCGGGUCUCAGCUCAGAUCAGGAUACCGGGGACGAAAGGUUCAACUUCCAGGUAGACAUAGAACCACAGAACGACGUCACGAGAACAGAAGGCUCCGUAGACAGCGGCAGCAUAGGAUCAAGCGACGUCGAAUACGUUGAUCCUUUUGCAGACCUUGAUCCUGUUAUGCUGAACGAGCUGUUUUCUCUGCGAUCUCGCUCCAGCGAAAGCAGUGCCAGCUCUUCUUCCAUGGACUUGAACGAGACAGCAUCCAUGACGGACGACGACCUCGACGGCUCUAGUUCCACCACCAGCACCGAUCCCAACCUAGAUUCCGAACUGGACGCCGAGCUAUUUGCUGAGUUGGACUCCUAUCUUGUUUAUGAUGAUGCGUCUUCUGAUGAUAUCCCUUACAUGCAGGUCACCAAAUUGUGAUUCCACAUCGAGCAUUGUUUGAAAAAUCAACAGGGUUUAGUUUAGUGGAGAAGUUCGGCUGUGCAGAGUUGCGUCCCUUGGGCACGCCAGAAACCUAUGAUUGUGGGUUCGAAUCCCGGUUCGCCCCGAUUAUGUUUCUAGGUUUGUCAGCACCAUACCCGUGCUCGUG